AUGUCUGACACAGAAGAAGUCCUGGAGGAGGAAGUGCAGGAGGAGGGAGCACAAGAGGAGGCAGUAGAUGAGUCGAAGUCGAAGCCUAAGUUUAUGACAAAUGUAUCCGCCCCAAAGAUCCCUGAUGGGGAUAAAGUGGAUUUUGACGACAUCCACAGAAAGCGUCUGGAUAAGGAUCUGUCUGAGCUGCAGUCUCUCAUCGAGGCUCACUUCAUCCAGAGGAAGAAAGAGGAGGAGGAGCUCAUCGCCCUCGUGAACAGAAUCGAGAAGCGUCGUGCAGAGAGGGCAGAGCAGCAGAGGGUCAGGUCAGAGAGAGAGAAGGAGAGACAGGCCAGACUUUUGGAGGAGAAGGAACGUAGGGAGAUGGAUGACCAGCGUAAGAAGAUGGGAGAUGACGCCAAGAAGAAGAAGGCUCUCUCCAGCAUGACCCAGCAGUACAGUGCUGGACAAAAGACUGACAACAGAAAAGGAGGUAAGAAGCAAACCGAGAGGGAGAAGAAGAAGAAGAUCCUGGCUGACCGCAGGAAGACUUUCAACAUUGAUCAUCUGAACGAAGAUAAACUCAAGGAGAAGGCAAAUGAGCUGUGGCAGUGGCUGAUGGGUCUGGAAGCUGAGAAGUUUGACCUCAGUGAGAAACUCAAAAGACAGAAAUAUGAUAUUAACCAGCUUCUUGCUCGAGUCCAGGAUCACCAGAGUGCUAAAGGUCGUGGCAAGGGUAAGCUGGGCGGCCGGCUGAGGUAA
Molecule: messenger RNA, 741 nt
Organism: Limanda limanda (common dab)
Lineage: Eukaryota; Metazoa; Chordata; Actinopteri; Pleuronectiformes; Pleuronectidae
Gene: tnnt2d
Product: troponin T2d, cardiac
Exons: 12
Coding region: 1-741 (246 amino acids)
Biological process (GO): regulation of muscle contraction; sarcomere organization; cardiac muscle contraction
Cellular component (GO): troponin complex
Molecular function (GO): troponin I binding; tropomyosin binding; troponin C binding
Source: RefSeq, a predicted model, not a curated record